Molecule: messenger RNA, 8381 nt
Organism: Python bivittatus (Burmese python)
Lineage: Eukaryota; Metazoa; Chordata; Lepidosauria; Squamata; Pythonidae
Source: RefSeq, a predicted model, not a curated record
UUUGGCCCAUUCCGACCCACUUCCCGCCUGCCCCGGGGCCUGCUCUUGCAGAGGCGGGCGGUAUGGCGCCCUCUCUUGCGGUGCCUGGUGGGGGGUUGCAGGGCUACCUUUUCCAGCUGCACGACACUCUUCGGAGCGCAGACCCCGGCAGCGCAGCUCUCCAUGGCCACAGCCUGAUUCGCUCCGUAGCGGAGUCGUGCGUCCUCAGCAGUGGAGACGACCUCCUGGCCUUGCAGAUUUCACUGGUGUUUUCUAAAGAAAACGGACUAUUAUCAUUUAUCCAUAAGUCGCUGGGUGUUGAGGAGUUUAGAGAAUGCAGAGAAGAAGCAUUAAAAUUUAUUCUUGCCUUUAUGGAAAAGAUUGGCCCCAAAGUUCAGCCUUAUGCACAAGAUAUAAAGCGGAUGUGUGUUAUUGUUUAUACAAAAGACAGAUCAGCAAAAUGUGGAAUUCCAGCUCUAGAGCUACUGAUCAAGCUGCUUCAAAAUGUACAAGCGUCGCAUGCAAUGGAAGACAUAAAAGUUGGAGAAAUCUUUAACAAAUUUUAUGGAGAAAUUGCUAUAAAAAGCAAAGUGCCUGAUACAGUGUUGGAAAGGAUUUAUGAGCUCUUGGGAGUCUUGGGAGAAGUCCAACCUAGUGAAAUGCUUGACAAUGCUGAAAAACUAUUCCGUGCUUAUCUGGGAGAAUUAAAAAUACAGAUGACCUCUGCAACAAGACAACCUAAGUUCCCUAUUGUAGGAGGGUGUCUGAAAGGACUGACUGCUCUUAUGCAUAACUUUACCAAAUCCAUGGAUGAAGAUCCCCAAACUUCAAAAGAGAUCUUUGAUUUUGCAGUUAAGGCAAUAAGUCCACAGAUUGAUUUAAAAAGAUACGCAGUGCCUCUUGCUGGUCUGCAUUUAUUCAGUAAGCAUGCUGUUCAGUUCAGCACUUGUCUUUUAGACAAUUAUGACUUACUGUUUCGAACAAUGUCCGACUGGUGUGGCCACCAAAAUGCAGAACUCAAGAAAGCUGGUCAUUCUGCACUGGAUUCAUUUCUUAAACAGGUUUCAUCAAUGGUUGCCAAAAAUGUUGAAGUGCAUAAGAGCAAGCUACACUUCUUUAUGGAACAGUUUUAUGCUAUCAUCAGAAAUAUGGAUGCUAGCAACAAAGAACUGUCCAUUGCUAUUCGUGGUUAUGGACUAUUUGCAGCGCCUUGUAAAGUUAUCAAUCCAAAGGAUGUUGACUUCAUGUAUGUUGAACUCCUUCAGCGCUGUAAGCAAAUGUAUCUUACUGAGGCAGAAACAAUUGAUGACCAUGUGUAUCAGCUACCAAGCUUUCUUCAAUCCAUUGCAAGUGUUAUAUUCCACUUGGACACUAUUCCUGAGGUAUACACUCCAGUUCUUGAACGUCUUAUAGUAGUUCAAAUAGAUAGUUUCCCACAAUAUAGUGCCAAGAUGCAAACUGCAUGUUGUAAAUCUAUUGUAAAAGUAUUUUUAGCUUUGGCAGCAAAAGGCCCUGUACUGUGGAGUUUUAUGAGCACUGUCGUGCAUCAGGGUUUAAUCAGAAUCUGUUCAAAACCACUGGUCUUUUCAAGGGAUUUUUCGGAGAAGAAUAUUUCCAACUCAGAAGAACCAAAUUCAUUUGGAGAAGUAAGGGCUGGGAAAUGGAAGGUGCCUUCAUACAAGGAUUACUUGAAUCUCUUUAGAAGCUUACUUAGCUGUGAUACGAUGAAGGACAUCACCUUGGCAGAUGAAGCCUUUCUAAUUGAAAAUUCACCACUACAGUCUCUAAAUCGUCUGUUAUAUGAUGAACUCAUAAAAUCUAUCAUAAAAGUAAUUGAUAAGCUGGAUCUUACAGUUCAGAAACAGAACAUUAAUGAAGAGAAGGAUGGAAGUGAAGGUGAUAUUCAUCUGACAAUUCCUACCUCUGAUCCAGCUGCAAACCUUCAGCCAUCUAAGCCUAAAGACUAUACAGCCUUCAUUAACUUAGUGGAGUUUUGCAGAGAGAUCCUUUCAGAGAAGCAUAUUAAAUACUUUGAACCAUGGAUUUAUUCAUUUGGUUAUGAGCUGAUUAUACAGGCAACACAUUUACCUUUAAUUAGUGGAUUUUACAAGCUGCUGUCUAUUGCCAUGAAAAUUGCAAAGAAGACUAAAUAUUUUGCGGGUGUCAAUCCAAAGAGUAAAAAAAAAUGUCCUGAAGAUCCAGAGAAGAGUUCCUGUUUUGCAUUAUUUUCCAAGUUUGGAAAAGAGGUAACUGCAAAAAUGAAGCAGUACAAAGAUGAGUUAUUAGCAUCCUGUCUGACUUUUGUGCUUUCCCUGCCAUGUGACAUCAUCAUGCUUGAUAUUAAAGCAUAUGUUCCUGCUUUGCAGAAUGCUUUUAAGCUGGGUCUUAGCUACACUCCAAUGGCUGAUGUGGCAUUGGAUGCACUGGAGGACUGGUCAUCCCACAUUCCCAGAUAUACCAUUCAGCCUUAUUACAAAGACGUCGUGCCUUGCCUUGAUGAUUAUUUGAAAACUUCUGCAUCAGCAGAUGAAUCUCAGAAUACUUGGGAAGUGAAGAAACUUUCCAAGGCCAUCCAGAAAGGAAGGAACAAAGUAGUGAUCCAGCAUCUGAAAAAAUCAAAGAAUCUCGAAUUGGAGGAAGAUCCAUCUUUAGAAGCAGUAAGAGCUAGAGUUGUACGUCUUCUUGGAACUUUGGGAGGACAAAUCAAUCGGAAUUUAGUUACAGCUGCUUCUGCAGAGGAAAAGAUGAAGAAAUUUGUAUCCUGGGAUAUAGAGAAGCAUUUGAAUUUUGCAGUUCCAUUUGCUGAUAUGAAGCCCAUUAUAUACCUGGAUUUAUUCUUGCCUCGGGUCACUGAAUUGGCUCUUUGUGCUAGUGACAGACAAACUAAGGUUGCAGCUUGUGAGCUCUUGCAUAGCAUCGUUAUGUUCAUGUUGGGAAAAGCUUCUCAGAUACCCGAAGGACAAGAGAAUUCCCCACCAAUGUUUCAGUUGUAUAAACGUUUGUUUCCUGUACUGCUUCGGCUUGCUUGUGAUGUGGACCAGGUUACAAGACAACUCUAUGGGACUUUAGUAAUGGAAUUAAUACACUGGUUCACAAACAAUAAAAAGUUUGAAAGCCAAGACACUGUGACUUUACUAGAAGCAAUUUUGGAUGGGAUAGUGGAUCCUGUAGACAGCACUUUAAGAGACUUCUGUGGUCAAUGUGUUCGUGAAUUUUUGAAAUGGUCCAUUAAGCAAACUACUCCACAGCAGCAAGAGAAAAGUCCAGUGAACACCAAAUCUCUUUUUAAGAGGCUGUACAGCCUUGCUCUCCAUCCUAAUGCUUUCAAACGCCUAGGAGCUGCGCUUGCUUUUAACAACAUUUACCGAGAGUUUAGAGAAGAGAAUGCUCUGGUGGACCAGUUUGUCUUUGAAGCAUUGGUUGUAUACUUGGAAAGCCUGACCUUGACACACGGAGAUGAGAAGUCUUUAGGUACAAUUCAACAGUGUUGCGAUGCUGUUGAUCACCUCAAGCGUAUCAUUAAACAUAAAGCAUCUAUUUUGAACAAAAAAAGCAAUCGGAGAUUACCUCGGGGAUUUCCAUCUAGAUUUAUUUGUUUAGAGGAUGUUGUCAUGUGGCUUUUAAGGCAGUGUGGACAACCCCAAACUGCAUGCCGACACAAAGUCAUGGAACUUUUCUUUGAAUUUGUUCCCUUGUUGCCAGGAAACAAAUCCCCAUCUUCAUGGUUGGGUGAUGUUGUUCAGAAACAAGGCAUCUCUUUUCUCAUAAAGAAAUUUGAAGGAGGAGGAUAUGAGGGUGAAAGUGUCUCCGGAAUCUUAUCUCAUCCAACCCUCUAUGAUUUGCAAGAGAUCUUUAGUUUGCGAGCUGUUGUACAAUGGAUGGAUAUGCUUCUAGCUGCUUUAGACUGUUACAAUACCUUUAUCGAGCAGGGAAUGAUAAAACCAAAUGAGAUAUUAGCUACAAAUACAGAGUCUUCAUUCUUAAGAUCACUGGAGUUCUUCCUUGGAAAAAUUGCCUUGCACAAUAUAUCUGGUGCAGAACAGUGCUUCAGCAAUGCAUCCAAAGGUGAUAUGUUGUUGAGCCCACAAGAAAGAGAAGAAUACAAUUACAGCAAAUGUACAAUUAUAGUUCGGAUUAUGGUUUUUAGCAGCAUGAUUUUGGAGACUCACCAGCAACAUUUCUGGAAGCUGCUUGAGAAAGAGCUGCUUAAUGAUAAUCUAAUAAAACUUGUUGUGAAAACCAUCUGUGACCCAAAAAGCAUAGGCUUUAACAUAGCUGAUGUACAAGUUAUAGAAAAUCUCCCAGAUGUUUGUGUGAGGCUAGUAAAAGCUUUGAUGAAAUCUCCUUAUAAAGAAUCUUUGGAGAACAGUAUAAAAGAAAUAAUAUCAAAUAAAAGCAUUGAAGAGCUUUGCACUGUUGAUUUGUACAAUCCAGAAGCCCGGCUAGAUCAUAUUAGAUAUGGAUCCAUUCUUUCUGCGUGCAGACAGCUUCACAAGGCCGGUUUACUACACUGUAUUUUGCAGUCUGAGGGUGCAGAUCUACACUUUGAAACUGGUUCUAAGCUCAUUCUAGUAGUAUACAAAGGAAUUGCACCAGGAGAUGAAAGAAGGUCCCUUCCCUCAUUAGACAUCAGCAGUAAACAAUUAGCCGAGGGGCUUCUGCAUCUGGCUUUUGCUUUUGGUGUCCGGUGCACAGAGCUGGUGAGCCUCCUGUUGAACACAUUGAUGUUAUCAGUACCGUUAUCUGGAAUAUCCCAAGAAAAUCUUAUCAACUUUUCUCAUGGAGAGUAUUUCUAUAGCCUCUUCUUAGAAACCAUUAACCGAGAGUUGCUGAAAAAUCUGGAGAUUGCUGUACUUGAGCUUAUGAAAUCAGCCUUAGAUAGCCCCAAAAUGGUUAGUACAGUUUUGAAUGGUAUGUUGGAUCAAAGCUUUAAAGACCGUGCUACUUGCAAGCAACAAGGAGUGAAAUUAGUUGCUGCUAUUUUAAAACACUGGGGGCAUCUUGACCACUGGUGGGCCAAAGAUUCUUCUCCUGAGAGCAAAAUGUCUGUUUUGACCCUACUGGCUAAAGUUCUGCAGAUUGACUCUUCAGUGUCAUUUACUCAUCAUGAGGCAUUUUCCCAUGUUUUUAAUACAUACACAAGUCUACUUACUGACCAGAAGUUGGGUCUAAAUCUCAAGAGUCAAGCAAUUAUUAUUCUACCAUUCUUCACUAAUCUUGUUGGAGAAGGACUUCAUAGCCUUAAACAUGCACUUGAUCAACUUGUAGCACUUAAUUUCCCUUUGAGAUCAGAUGAGUUUCCUAAGGGAACUUUAAGGUACAAUAACUAUGUGGAUUGCAUAAAAAAAUUUUUAGAUGCACUAGAACUAUCCCAGAACUCUACAUUAUUGGAGUUGAUAACAAAAAUUCUUUGUAGGGACCAUAAACAUAUAAUGGAGGAAUUAUUCAAGAUCAGCUUCAAAAGAAUUGCCAGAAGGGGCAGCUGUGAAAGGCAAACACUGUUGUUGGAUACCGUGCACCAAAUGUUCCAGAGUGAAACCCUUCUUUCAAAUACAACCCAGCAAGCCUAUGUAGAUCGAUGUCUUCUCAUACUGUUGCUUCACUGCAGCUUAGAUGCACUGAAAGAAUUUUUAAGUAAGAUUAUCACAGAGGCAAUGGAUACACUGAAGUCCAGGUUUACGAAGUCAAAUGAAACUGCUUUUGAAAUGCAACUAAUCAAAAAAAUAAGUUAUUACAAGAUUCUAGAAGUUACGUACUCCCGUCUUUCCAAAGAAGAAGUAUAUUCUAAAGAUUCCAGAAUUAACCAAGCUUUUCAGCGCUCUACCCACAUAGAGGGGAAUGAACUUACAAAAACACUUAUAAAGUCCUGUUAUGAUGCCUUUACAGAAAACAUGUCAGGUGAAACUCAGUUGUUGGAAAAGAGGAGACAGUUUCAUUGUGCUGCAUAUAAUUGUGCCAUUGCUGUUAUCAGCUGUGUCUUCAAUGAAAGUAAAUUCUAUCAAGGUUUUCUGUUCACCGAAAAACCAGACAAAAAUCUGCUUAUUUUUGAAAACUUGUUGGAUUUACAGCACCGUUAUUCAUUUCCCAUAGAGAUUGAGGUUCCUCUGGAAAGGAAAAAACAGUACAUAUCUAUUAGGAAAGAAGCCAGACAAGCAAUGAGUGGGGAUUCAGCUGAACCACGCUAUUUAGCAUCUGCAUCAUAUAUGGUAGACAGCAGUUUAAGUGAAGAAAUGAGCCAGUUUGAUUUCUCAACUGGAAUACAGAGUUUUUCAUACAGCUCUGAAGGUCCUACCAGUUCUGAUUCCCACUUCAGGAAUAAGGAGAUUACAGAUACUGUGGUUCCAGAUGAUGUGAUGGAAUUGGAAAUGGAUGAGCUCAAUCAGCACGAGUGUAUGGCUUCUAUGACAACCCUGCUGAAACAUAUGCAUAGAAAUAACAUCACACCUGUGGUAGGAAAAGAUACAGAUUCACAAGAACUUCCUCCAUGGAUGAAGUUUUUGCACAGCAAGCUGGGAAAUUCUACUGUACCUCUAAAUAUUCGCCUCUUUGUAGCAAAACUCAUUGUGAAUACAGAGGAAGUUUUCCAGCCAUAUGCAAAGUGGUGGCUGGGUCCUUUACUGCAGCUGGUUGUUUCUGGAGAUAAUGGAGGAGAAGGAAUUCAUUACAUGGUGGUGGAGAUAGUGGUCACCCUGCUUUCAUGGACUAGUGUGGCAACUCCUAAAGGAAACAUUAAGGAUGAAGUCUUGGCAAACAGGUUGUUAGAGUUCCUAAUGAAAAAUGUGUUUCAUCAGAAAAGAGCAGUGUUUAGACAUAACCUAGAAAUAAUCAAGACAGUAAUAGAGUGCUGGAAGGACUGUCUGAGCAUCCCUUACAGGAUAAUAUUCGAACAAUUUUCUGGUGGAGAUGCUAAUACAAAAGACAAUUCGGUGGGAAUUCAAUUAUUAGGAAUUGUUCUUGCUAAUAAUUUGCCUCCAUAUGAUCCAAAGUGUGAAAUAGAUAGUAUAAGAUACUUCCAAGCAUUGUCUAACAACAUGGCUCUAAUAAGAUACAAGGAAGUGUAUGCUGCUGCUGCUGAAGUACUAGGACUCAUUCUUCAGUACACUGCCGAGAAAGAAAAUACAUUUGAAGGUCCAAUUUAUGACAUGGUCAUAAAACAAUUAAAGCUGCAUCAGAACACUAGAGAUGACAAAUUUAUUGUAUGCCUGAAUAAAGUCACAAAGAACUUCCCUCCUCUUGCUGAUAGAUUUAUGAACGUUGUCUUCUUUUUGAUACCAAAACUUCAUGGAGUAAUGAAAACUCACUGCUUGGAAGUAGUAAUGUGCCGUGCCCAAGAAACAGCUGAUCUGUACUUACAGUUGAAGAGUAAGGAAUUCACACAAGUCAUGUGUCACAGAGAUGAUGAAAGGCAAACAAUAUGCUUAAAUAUUGUAUACAAGAUGUUACCUAAGCUGAAACCAACUGAAGUAUUAGAGCUCCUUCCUACAAUAACAGGGUUCAUUUCUCAUCCUUCACCAUUAUGUCGGGGCCAAAUGUAUGAUAUUCUCAUGUGGAUAUACGAUAACUACAGUGAUUCAGAAAGUCAAGCAGAUGAGGAAUCUUCAAAAGUGUUGAAACUGGCAAAAGAAUUUUUACUUCAAGGACUGAUUGAUGAGAAUUCUGGACUACAAUUAAUUGUUAGGAAUUUUUGGAGUGAUGAAACUAGGUUACCAACAAAUACUCUUGAUCGCAUGUUGUCUUUGCUAAAGUGUUUGUACUGUGACAAAAUUGAAACUCAGUAUUUGAGUUUAGCUACAAAUUUUCUCCUUGAAAUGACCAGCAAAAGCCCAGAUUAUUCCAGAAAAAUGUUUGAAUAUCCACUUUCAGAAUGUAAAUUUCAGGAUUUUGUAAUUGAUUCCAGUUGGCGGUAUCGAAGUACCAUUCUUACCCCCAUGUUUCUGGAGACUCAGGCUUCCCAAAGUGCUAUUAGGUAUCACUCACAGGAAGGAUAUAUGGGUGGCCAACUAAGAGCUACCCAGCAGCAGUACGAAUUUACGCCCACCCAGAAUAUCAGUGGAAGAAGCUCUUUCAACUGGCUAAUAGGAAAUAGUGUUGACACUUUUGCAGACUAUACAGUUCCUUCCUCUUCUGAGUCGGUUUCUUCAUCCAUGUUGCUCAUUAACAAGCGUACAGACAGAUCUCACAAAACCGCCUUCAAACCAUUAAGUCCCAAUUUUGGGAAAAAAAGACUGGGUUUGCCAGGAGAUGAGGUAGACAGUAAAGCUAAAGGCAUAGAUGAACGUGCAGAAAUUCUGAGACUACGGAGACGAUUCUUAAAAGAUCAAGAAAAGCUCAGUUUGAUCUAUGCAAGAAAGAGUGUUGCUGAACAAAAACAAGAAAAGGUUAGUUCUUCUAAAUAUGCCUGA